This is a messenger RNA of Chlorella variabilis, 1401 nucleotides long. RefSeq lists its product as hypothetical. NCBI's taxonomy places the organism in Eukaryota, Viridiplantae, Chlorophyta, Trebouxiophyceae, Chlorellales, Chlorellaceae. Gene Ontology annotation, biological process: transmembrane transport. Gene Ontology annotation, cellular component: membrane. The annotation marks the transcript as partial. Gene Ontology annotation, molecular function: myo-inositol:proton symporter activity. The transcript is spliced from 9 exons. The record is from RefSeq and is a predicted model, not a curated record.
AUUGGCGGCUUCCUGUUUGGCUUCGACACCGGCGUCAUCAGCGGGGCCCUGCCAUACAUACGCGACGACCUGCUGCAGCGGUACGCUGGCGACCCGGCGGCGCUGGCGCACUGGCAGGAGCUGAUCGUGUCGGCCGCCAUUGUGGGCGCCGGCGUCGGCUCGGUGGCGGGCGGCUGGCUGGCGGACCGGGUGGGGCGCAAGGCGGCGCUGCUGCUGGCCGACGUGCUGUUCACCGCGGGGGCGCUGGCCAUGGCGGCAGCCCAGGACCACUGCGUUUUGGAGCGGCGGCGCGCGCUGGUGGGGCUGGGCGUGGGCCUGGCGUCUGUGACGGUGCCCAUCUUCAUCGCGGAGUGCUCGCCCCCCGCGCGCCGCGCCAGCCUGGUCACCGUCAACGUCCUGCUCAUCACCCUGGGCCAGUUUGUGGCGUAUGUGGCAGGCAGGUGGCGGCAGCACUAUGCCUUCAGCUUUGUGCCCGGCACGUGGCGCUGGAUGCUGGGGGUGGCGGCGCUGCCCUCGCUGCUGCAGCUGGGCGGCCUGCUGCUGCUGCCGGAGAGCCCCAGGUGGCUGGAGCGGCGGGGCAGGACGGCGGCGGCGCAGCGCGCGGCGCGCAGGCUGGGUGUCAGCCUCUCGCCGCCAGCUGCGCGCCCGCACCUGAGCGGCGGCGCCGGCCCUCCGCGGGGCACCCCCUGGCGCCUGCUGCGCUCCCGGGCCGUGCUGCGGGAGCUGCAAGUGGGGGUGGGGCUCCAGGUGCUGCAGCAGCUCUGCGGCAUCAAUACCGUCAUGUACUACACGCCCUCCAUCCUGCAGCUGGCGGGCCUCUCCAACCAGGCCGCCCUGCUGCUGUCCAUGGCCCCCGCCGCCACCAAUGCGCUGGGCACCGUUGUGGGCAUGCGCUGCAUCGACCGCUUCGGCCGCCGCCGCCUGCUGCUAUCCAGCAUCGCAGCGGUAGUGCUGGCGCUGGCCGCCCUGGGUGGCGCCUUCCUGGCGGCGGAGCGCCACUCGCCGCGGCUCUUCCUGCACGGCUGCCCCAGCCGCUACACCUGGCUCAUCCUGGCCUGCCUGGUCGCCUACCUGGCGGCAUUCAGCCCCGGGCUGGGCCCCGUGCCGUGGGCCGUGAACGCAGAGAUCUAUCCGCUGGCGGUCAGGGGCGUGGCCACGGGCCUGGCAGCCACCGCCAACUGGGUCAGCAACGCGCUGGUGGCCCAGACCUUCCUCACCCUCACGCAGCUGCUGGGCGGCUCGGGCGCUUUCUUCCUGUACGCCGCCAUCGCCUGCGCCGGCUUCCUGUGGGCGCACGCUGUGCUGCCAGAGACCAACGGACUCACCUUGGACCAGGUGCAGCAGCUGUUCGGCGGCGAAGGCGGCGGCGGCGGGGCAGGAGGAGGAGGCGGCGGCGGGUCG